Agelaius phoeniceus (red-winged blackbird) is the source of this 1752-nucleotide messenger RNA. Lineage: Eukaryota; Metazoa; Chordata; Aves; Passeriformes; Icteridae. The record is from RefSeq and is a predicted model, not a curated record.
GGACCUGGGUGGGGCUGGAAGCUGCCGCCUGUUCGUGGGUAUUAAAGGAUUGGACUGGAGAGGAGCUUGUGUCCCCCCCUACGGGUUUGGGGCGAAUUUGGGCGGGUUUGGAGCGAAUUUGGUGGUUUUAGGGCGCUGCGGCCGUUUCGGGGGCUCCCUCGGUGCAACGGCUCGUUUUCGCGUCCUGGGCUUUCUUGUCCCUCCACGGCCGCCGUCCCGCCAAGAUGGCGGCGCGCAGGCGUACGGAAUAGGUGGGCGGGAGGGCCGAGCAAGAUGGCGGCGCGCAGCCGUACGGAACAGGCGGGAGGAGCGCGCAGCCGUACGGCGCAGGGGGCGUGGCCCAAGAUGGCGGCGCCCUGAGCGGCCCGGCCGAGCCAUGGCGGCGCCGGGAGAGGCGCCGGGAGAGGCGCUCCGGGCCGUGCUACGGCCCAGCGGGGCCCUCCCGGCCGAGGCCCUCCCGGUGCGCGGUUACGACUUCUCGGGCGGCGCGGACCACGCGGCGCUGCUCCGCUCCUUCCGCACCACCGGCUUCCAGGCCACGAGCUUCGCGCAGGCCGUGGCGGAGAUCGAGCGGAUGAUCGCGGCCAAGCUGGAGCCGCUGAGCGCGGAACAGCGGGAGCGAGCGGCCAUGGCCGGGCCGCGGGCGCCCUCGGGCUGCACCAUCUUCCUGGGCUUCACCUCCAACCUCGUCAGCUCCGGCGUCAGGGAGAGCAUCCGAUACCUCGUGCAGAACGGCAUGGUGGACGUGCUGGUGACCACGGCCGGGGGGGUCGAGGAGGACCUGAUCAAGUGCCUGGCCCCCACCUACAUCGGGGACUUCCACCUGCGGGGCCGGGACCUGCGGGAGAACGGCAUCAACAGGAUCGGGAACCUGCUGGUGCCCAACGAUAACUAUUGCAAGUUCGAGGAUUGGCUGAUGCCCAUCCUGGACACGAUGGUGGACGAGCAGGACACGCAGGGCGUGCGGUGGACGCCGUCCCGGAUGAUCGCCCGGCUGGGCAAGGAGAUCAACAACCCCGAGUCCAUCUGUUACUGGGCCCAGAAGAACAACAUCCCGGCUGAGCCCGCGCUCACCGACGGCUCCCUUGGGGACAUGAUCUUCUUCCACUCCUACAAACGCCCGGGGCUGGUGCUGGACAUCGUGGAGGACCUGCGCCUCAUCAACACCCAGGCCAUCUUCGCCACAAAGACCGGCAUGAUCAUCCUGGGCGGGGGCCUGGUCAAGCACCACAUCGCCAACGCCAACCUCAUGAGGAACGGCGCUGAUUUCUCCGUCUACGUCAACACGGCGCAGGAGUUCGACGGCUCCGACUCGGGCGCGCGGCCGGACGAGGCCGUGUCCUGGGGCAAGAUCCGCAUGGACGCCACCCCCGUUAAGGUUUACGCCGACGCCUCGCUCGUGUUCCCGCUGCUCGUGGCCGAGACGUUCGCCCGGAGCGCUGACGCCUUCGGGGCGCCUGCGGGGACCCCCGAGGUGUGAGGGACCCCCGAGGCUUGAGGGACCCCCAGGAGGGACCCCCGAGGCCUGGGGACCCCCAGGGCAUGAGGGACCCUCAGGAGGGACCCCCAAGGGACCCCCCCCAAGCUCAGCCUUGGGUGUGUGGAGCCCCCCUGACCCCCUCAGGAAGGUGGGGGACAGUGGGGGCUCCCCCCCCACUCCUGCACCCCCUGUCCGUGUGUCCCUCUGUCCCCCUCCCCUCCAUGCCUGCGUUUAUUUAUUCGAGCUCCCAAUAAAGCACGGCAGGGUCUCCA